Messenger RNA from Durotheca rogersii, 2152 nucleotides. RefSeq lists its product as uncharacterized. The record is from RefSeq and is a predicted model, not a curated record. NCBI's taxonomy places the organism in Eukaryota, Fungi, Ascomycota, Sordariomycetes, Xylariales, Xylariaceae. Bases 367 to 1719 code for a protein of 450 amino acids. The transcript has 3 exons.
UGUACAAGGUUGGACACCGUGCCGCCUAAGAGGUACCUACCUACCUACCUACCUAAGUAAUACCUAGCACAGUCGCAGGCUAGAUAGUUGUCGGUUCCUGGUCACGGAGUACACAGCCAAGCCGUAUGAAUGACUGAGGCCCGUCCAGGCGCGCUCCUGCACGCAGGCUUCUUCGGUAUCCUGUCUCUUUUCCAUUUGGUAUCCAAAGUACAACACGGCCUCCCCGUAGGUAUACGCCAGUAAUUAACUAACGCAAUUACCUACUUUGAUAGGCAUCUCGGGAGAGCCUAUCACUGAUUAUCUCCGCUAGAAAAACCAGGUUCCGGCGUAUCAGUCUGCCAGCCUGGAAUUCCCUCGGGGUCGAGCAUGAGACAAGAUUCGGUUGAGUUUGGGCUCAGCGAGACUGCUAACGGCACCUGGAGCGGGGCCACGGAUGCCGGCGGGUCUUCCUCCGGCUCAAACAUCGCCGGGGCUCAUCUUUGGCUGGUGGAUGCUGAGGAAACAAUACGCACGCCGGUAGAUGGGGACGGUGGCCGGGUUGACGACGCGACGGCCUACGGACCGGAACCGGACCCCAAAGGCAAGGGUAAGGCUCCGUUGCUAGCCAGCAGAGAAAAUUCAGACGAGCCAGAUCGCAAUGCCGCAAAUGUUUCUACUACAAAACCGCACUCGUGGGUACCUACCACCGCCGCCUCUAGAGCGGGACCUACCGAGCCCCUUCAAAACGAAGGGCGGGAAGGGGUACAGCGAUCCUGCCCAGCUGCGGGUGCAGAAAGCGAUGGCGACAACUGUGGGGCAACAGCGCAAGGGUCAUCUCGGAUUAGCAGUCAAAGGCAAAAACAAAAGGAGGAGUCAGAUCCGACAAGAGGGUCGGCGAAGGAGCGCGCGGAAUCUCCUGCGAGCCAACCCGACAGCAGUGAAGCCGCGGAGCCGCCGCCCUUCCGGCCGCUUCAGUACGGAGAUCCGGGCUGGGAGAGAUCGGCUGAUCGGCCGCCAAAGAAGUUACCUAUUAGAUUCAAGGAUGCUGUAGGGCGCCAGUUUGUCUUCCCCUGGGAAAAAGUCAAAACCUGGGAGGGCAUGGAGCUCCUUAUCCGGAGCUGCUUCGCCCACGUUGCUGUGAUAGGACCGCACGUGAACGAAGGGCACUACGACCUCCUCACCUACUUCCGCUUUUCAGCGAAUUCCGGCUUUGGAAUAUCCCCCCAGGGAGUACCACCGCCAACCAACUCUCAACACCCAUCUUCUCAGGAAGCGAUCUCGACAGUGGCAAUGCCUUCAGCUCCUGCAGCGCCCGCGGAGGCAGAGGAGGCUAUGGGGGGUCAAGGUGAUGGCAUGUUGAGCGAGCCGGCGGUCCCAACAGCCCCAAUUCCGUUGCCUGCUUCCGGUUCACCUAUCCAAACACAGCAAUCUCCUAUUGUGAUCUUACCUGAGCUAUGGGAGGAUUUGAUCGAGCCGGGAAUGACCAUCUGGAUGCAAAUGUGGCCGCCCUCCGCUCAUGACCCACUGCCGCCAAUAGCACCGCCUCCGGCCGUACAACCCCCUAUCUCCGGCCCCCCGCAUCCGUCAACCCGGGGAUUCUUUCGGGGUAGAGGUCGCGGCCGAGGUUAUGGUCGUGGAAGAGGGGUGGGCCCUCUGCCACCGGUUCCGCCCCUAGGGUGGACGAUAGGCGAAGCAUCUAAACCGAGAGGCAAGACGAGGAAGCGACAGGAUGGCCUAUAGACGCGCACGGCGCUCUCCUGCAUCCUAGUUGGAACGGUUUCUAGGCAUGGUAAUGGGAUUUAUAGUGGUCUAUGUUGUGGCCUUUUCGUGAUUGCUCGUCUCUUCUCAUUUUGAGCGACAACGGCAUAAACUCCCCAGCCCCUCAAAUGGGCGUAAAAAGAACAGCGGUACCUACCCAGGCACCCAUAUAGGGGGGGAGCAGCUCUAUUAACUAUUAACUACUUCAAGUUGGCGUGCAACUCGGCACUGGUCUAAACAUAUAGAAAGCUUGGUGGGAAGAAAGGGAACGCCAUCAGGGGCGUCGCGGUAACUGUAGGUAGCAUAGAAUGAAUGUGUGUGCUGAUAAUCUGGGGCGCGUUGUGCGCCUGUCGUCUCGAGAGUCAACUUUUCUUACGUCUAGUCACAUCUAGCCGGACGAGAGAGAAGUGCCGGC